Ectocarpus siliculosus is the source of this 1647-nucleotide messenger RNA. NCBI's taxonomy places the organism in Eukaryota, Phaeophyceae, Ectocarpales, Ectocarpaceae. The record is from the annotation of a GenBank genome assembly.
AUGACCAGCACGGCCGGGCUCAACCGUAACGGAGGGACUUUCGUUGCACCCUUGGGGAGGGGCUCCGUGGAUUCGGCGAAGACCUCCGAGGAGGACGAGGCGUUCUUCGCUACGGGGGAUGCCGACACCAGGCAGCAGCAGCACCUGCACCAGUACCCGCCUGGCUGGACGAAGAGCUUCAAGAAUGUUUUCACCAAGUCGAGUGGUCGCAAGCUCCUACUCAUGGCCAAGGACUUGGAGAAGAUGUACGCAUACGUCGAGGGCACGACUGCCUCCGCGUUGAUUUUCUAUGGCAGCCUUCGCUUCGGCGGUAAAACGCCCGCGCUGCUGGCGUCUCUGGUGACGGGAGCGGCGGCGAGCUCGUUUGUGUCAGCCGCUUCGACCAGCGGCCUGUCGGCAGGGACGACGAGCGCCGACAUGAGCGACAUCGGCUCAGGCAAGAAAGGUGGGACGACUUCGGUUCCUGGAGACCGCACGGACGAUGCGACAUGGACGUUGUUGGUCUGGAUCAUCUCCAUCGGAGUGGCGAUGGUGGUGGCCUGGAUUGUGUGGCUAUCCCCUCUCUGGGUCUUGCUCAACCUCUUGGUCUGGGCGGAGAGCAUGAGCAGGAGCAGGAGGAGGGGGUCAUCGGGAUCGCCCAACAUUCAGGCCACAGGCGCCGUGGCCGCAGCCCCCAACAUGCCCGCCCGCAGCAUCCGCCGCCGCCACGCCCGCCGCAGCCCCCGCCAUGCCCGCCCCGCCCCGCCCGCCGCGGCACCGCCCACCGCGGCCCCGCCCACCGCCGGCCACGGCCACGGCCCCGCCAUGCUCGCCACAGCGGCAUCUACGGUACCUAACACCCGCCCCAGCCACGUCGAAACCCCAGGGACUCCUGCCCCCGCGAACACCGGGCCUGCACAGCCCGUGCCUAACGCUCUCCCUGCGCCGGGGCCUGAACCGCGGUUGGGGCGCGGCCGCCGCAGGGCCAUGCGACGCCUGUUCCGCGGGAUAUCCUUGGCCAGCAUGGUGGCCAAAGUUAAAGAAGCAGCUUCUGACGUCGACGUGGACGAAGUAGUUUCUAGUGUUGGCGAGUUCUUUGCCGACGUUGGUUUGGCCGUGGUGGGGUAAGCAAGUUCGUUCGAUCGUUCCAGUCACGCCUACGGUAAGCUCCCUCCCUCCGUGCUGCAGUCGCGUGUGCUGUGUGGGGGGUCCAUAGGAGGAGGAGGAGGCGAAGACCCGCCCGGACAGUUAAAGGUGACACCGCCGGUGGUGCUGUGGCGUGAUUGAUGAUAUUGUUUUUGUGCUUCUCUUGUCGAACAUAUAUACAUGGUGUGCGUUGCACGGGGUGGGCCGGUGGGUGACGGUGAAGGCUGGCUAGGGCAGGUAUGCAUACCACCGGCAUCGUGCCGUGGUGGUUGAUAUUUCUUUCGUUUGUCGUGCGCGCGCGUGUGGGUGGUUGGUGGACGUAUGUCAUGAUCGGCUACUUUCUGCUCGGCCGCACGGUGUUGUCGAUAUUUCCUCCUGUAGGAAUAUCGUGUGCUGCAUGCUACUCGAACGGGUGUGGGAAGCGAACCCAUCGUUCUGCCUUCGUGGACGCGCUCUUUUUUUUUUUUUUUUGUUCGAAGGGAAUGGGGGGGGGGGUGAAACGUUGUCGCGAGCCUUUCCUUA